AUGGUGGUGGCUGGCAAGAUAGGUGGGGCUUCCCCUUGCUGUACUGCUUGCAUCGUGGGAAUCAAAAAUCUUACAAAAGAAUAUGCAGGAAAGCAUGAGAAAGUAGAAGCUUUGAAAGGUCUGGUGAUUGACAUAUAUGAAGGCCAGAUCACUGCCCUGCUUGGUCAUAGUGGAGCUGGGAAAACCACCCUGUUAAAAAUACUCAGUGGGCUCUCAGUCCCAACAUCAGGUUCGAUCACCAUUUAUAAUCACACACUGUCAGAAAUGACUCACAUGGAAACUGCCAGCAAGUUCACUGGAGUGUGUCUACAAUCCAACGUGCAGUUUGGCUUUCUCACUUUGAAAGAAAACCUCAGGCUGUUUGCUAAAAUAAAAGGGAUUCUGCCAAAUGAAGUGGAGCAAGAGGUUUUGCUCUUGGAUGAACCAACUGCUGGAUUGGAUCCUCUUUCAAGGCACCGAGUAUGGAAUCUCCUAAAAGAGAGAAAAUCAGACAAAGUAAUUCUCUUCAGUACCCAGUUCAUGGAUGAGGCUGACAUCCUGGCUGCGCUCAUCGUUCAGGGAUAAUGUGGAUUGACUGUUCCCUGCAGAUUGGCGGAUGCACUCAGGCUGCAGGACCAGCUGAAGGCUCCCGUGAAGACCUUAUCUGAGGGAAUAAAGAGAAAGGUAGGGGCGGAGGCAAGGUCACCUGUGCACCCCGCAGGCAGGUGCGGGA
Molecule: messenger RNA, 712 nt
Organism: Lepus europaeus (European hare)
Lineage: Eukaryota; Metazoa; Chordata; Mammalia; Lagomorpha; Leporidae
Product: ATP-binding cassette sub-family A member 9-like
Exons: 6
Coding region: 1-564 (187 amino acids)
Biological process (GO): transmembrane transport; lipid transport
Cellular component (GO): intracellular membrane-bounded organelle; membrane
Molecular function (GO): lipid carrier activity; ATP hydrolysis activity; ABC-type transporter activity
Source: RefSeq, a predicted model, not a curated record